AUGGCCACCCCGCAUGUCUCCGGGAUCGCAGCGAUGCGGAAGAAGAACCACCCGGAUUGGAGUCCGGCCGCGAUCAUGACGACGGCCCAUGUAGUGGACCGUGACGGGAAACCCAUCACCGACGAGUCCAAGGGCUACAAGCCCGCCAGCCUAUUCGCCACGGGCGCCGGACAUGUGAACCCAUCGGCGGCCAAUGAUCCAGGCCUGGUUUAUGACCUUCAGCCCGAGGACUACAUCCCAUACAUCUGUGGGCUUGGCUUUGAGGAUGGUGUAGUUCAAUCCAUGACUAGAAUUGCCGUCCAGUGUGCCACGGUUGGCAGCAUCACUCCAGAAGAACUGAACUACCCUUCGAUUGCCGUGUCCUUGAACUCCACCACGCCCGAGAAGAAUAUCAGACGGACGGUAACGAACGUCAGGGAGCCUGAUGAAGCAUACCAGGCGGAGAUCGAGGAACCCAAAAGGGUGAAGGUGGAUGUUUCUCCCGACAGGCUUUAG
This is a messenger RNA of Elaeis guineensis (African oil palm), 495 nucleotides long. Lineage: Eukaryota; Viridiplantae; Streptophyta; Magnoliopsida; Arecales; Arecaceae. The record is from RefSeq and is a predicted model, not a curated record.